CGAAUGUGACUCUUACCGACGCGUAGCGUAAGCAAUAUCACGUUUUAUUUUAUCUUCUACUUCUACAUGUAUGAUGUACGUAUGUAGUUUUUAAUAUUUAAAUUUUUCCUUUACUAAUCAUUCAUCAUUUAUUCUUCGUCACACGUUCAACCAAUCUUUCUCUUUCUCUUUCUCAAUAAUCUUCCAUCCUUCACACUAUCAAUCAAACCUCAGAAAUGCCCAUCCACCACUCCCCCCUCUUCCCCACCCUCACCCUCCCCUCCUCCAAUCCCCACCACCAAAAUCUAAUCCUCACCCGUCCGCGCACCAGCGAUGCAAAAGCCACCAUCCCCGCCUUCGCCAAUCCCGCCAUCUACCUGAAUCUAACCGGUCCUCCAUUUCCCUACACACAGGAUGAUUUCGAUUCCUUCUUCAACGAGGUACUGGAUAAGAAUUCUCGAGUUGCGGCUGCGGAGUUAUGGGACGCGACGAGUGCGAAGGAGGAUGGGUCACCAGUGCAGAAAUGGGUGGGCGCGGUUCCUUUUCCGAGUAUUAGGGAAGCGAGGGUGGGGGAGGAGGGAGAGAGGAUAGAGGAGUUUAUUGGGCAGAUAGAGAUUAGGAGGAGGGGGUUUGUGACGACCAUAGAUGAUGUGGAGAGGAAGAAGUUGGCGAAGGAAAAUGCGGAUAGAAAGACGGGGGAUCCGGGGAUUGAAUGGGAGAUUGGUUUCUGGCUCCUCCCCUCUCACCACGGCCGCGCCAUCAUGCCUGUUGUUCUGCAAACCCUCAUUUCGGAAUUUUUCAUCCCGUAUAUGAAUUUGAAUUUCUUGACGGGUGAAUACUUGGAGUUCAAUAAAGCGAGUAAAAGAGUUUUUGAAAAAUGUGGAUUUGUAGAUGAGGGAAUUACAGAUGGGGUGGAGGCGGUCCAUGAAGGGAAGUGGGGAGCAUUGGGCGCGCUGUUAGAAAACUUGAAGAUUAAUGGGGACGACGAAAUAUGGGAGAAAGCCCAGAGAGAGGGCUGGUUGAGGGGAGAGAAGGUGGGGGUGGGAAGCUUGAGAUGGGGCAGAGAGGGGGGUGUGAAGGAGAAAGAAGACGGAAAGAAAGAGAAUGGCAAGAUCGUCGAAUGA
This is a messenger RNA of Botrytis porri, 1103 nucleotides long. RefSeq lists its product as uncharacterized. Gene Ontology annotation, molecular function: acyltransferase activity, transferring groups other than amino-acyl groups. The coding region runs from base 216 to 1103 and encodes 295 amino acids. NCBI's taxonomy places the organism in Eukaryota, Fungi, Ascomycota, Leotiomycetes, Helotiales, Sclerotiniaceae. The record is from RefSeq and is a predicted model, not a curated record. The transcript is spliced from 2 exons.